AUGGACGCCUCUCCCUGCGUGCUCUCCUCUCCCCAGCACACCACCCUGGAUAAAAUCUACCCCCCGCAAAAGUUCCCCCGACUGGAGGAGCGACCCAAGAUCCUUUGCCCGCUGCGACAUGUGCGGCAGCGGGGUGCUGCCAAACGGGUGCCACCCCUCUCCGGAUACCUGGGAUUGCUGCCCAUGGAGACGCUGGAGCAGAUCCUGGGCUACUGCACCCCCCGCCAGCUCGGCGCCCUGGAGAGCUCCUGCUCCUUCUUCAUCGAGUCCGGCAUCACCGACAAGGUGGCGAUGCACCAUCUCUCCUUCAUCCCGCGUGCCAAGGGCCUCAAGCCCGACUUCAAGCACGGCGAGUCGUAUGUGACGCUGUACGCGUUUGUGACCGCGCAGUCCAAUGCGGCAGCCCAGGGCACGGCCCUGGCGCUGGGCACCUACCACACCGUGGCCCUGCUCUCCUCCGCGGCCGACCGCGCGGCGCACGCCGAGGCGGCCGAGUACGCGCUGCACACCACAGGCCGCGGCUUCCACGGCCAGCUGGGCCUGGGCGACUACGAGCAGCGUCUGCGGCCGACGCGCGUGCCCGGCGUGGCGCGCGGCGCGGGGUCUGGCGGCGCGGCGGCGGCGCCCUCCUCCUCCGCCGCCGCCGCCGACGCGGUGCAGCUGGCGGUGGUGGCGGCGGGGAGUUCGCACACCGCCUCCAUCUCGCGCCGCGGCGAGCUCUUCACCUGGGGCCUGGCCUCCUCGGGCGAGCUGGGGCACGGGGGCUGGACGCCCAUCGAGGUGUGCGCCCCGCGCCUGGUGGGCUCCCUCCACCGCGUGCGCGUGGUGUCGGUGGCGGCGGGGGCCAACCACACGCUGGCCAUCUCGGAGGCGGGCCAGCUCUGGUCCUGCGGGCGCGGGCGGCACGGCCAGCUGGGGCACGGCGCCUUCCACGACGAGGGCGUGCUGACGCUGGUGGAGGCCACGCGCGGCGAGCGCGUGGUGUCGGCCGCCGCGGGGCGCGCGCACUCGCUGGCGCUGGCCGCCGACGGCCGGCUCUUCUCCUGGGGCGACGCGCGCGCCGCGGUGGGCGCCGACGGCGGGCUCUACACCUGGGGCCGCGGCGACUGUGGCCAGCUCGGCCUGGGCGACGACCGCGCACGCUGGGAGCCGGCGCGAGUGCCGGGCGUCGCCGUCGUUCACCCGGACCGCACGCUGCGCCGCAACCGCCGGCCCGCGCCGCGCAACGUGCUCCUGGCCGCGAGCAAGGGCGCGCGGUGA
This is a messenger RNA of Auxenochlorella protothecoides, 1260 nucleotides long. Its product is annotated as E3 ubiquitin-protein ligase HERC2. The record is from RefSeq and is a predicted model, not a curated record. The transcript has 4 exons. Bases 1 to 1260 code for a protein of 419 amino acids. Lineage: Eukaryota; Viridiplantae; Chlorophyta; Trebouxiophyceae; Chlorellales; Chlorellaceae.